Messenger RNA from Penicillium subrubescens, 3473 nucleotides. RefSeq names its product Zn(II)2Cys6 transcription factor. Gene Ontology annotation, biological process: positive regulation of transcription by RNA polymerase II. The transcript has 3 exons. The record is from RefSeq and is a predicted model, not a curated record. Gene Ontology annotation, cellular component: nucleus. NCBI's taxonomy places the organism in Eukaryota, Fungi, Ascomycota, Eurotiomycetes, Eurotiales, Aspergillaceae. The coding region runs from base 600 to 2507 and encodes 635 amino acids. Gene Ontology annotation, molecular function: transcription cis-regulatory region binding; DNA-binding transcription factor activity, RNA polymerase II-specific; zinc ion binding.
CGCAUUUCAUUCUGUUGUCCAAAAUGUCAUCCAAGUCGGAUUAAACAUUCUUAUGGGAGCCGCCUCCCCCACACUUUCGUUUCUUUCUAGUCUUCUUCGACUUUUUUCUUCGACGGCUUGACUCUCGUCUGACUACUUACUACUUACAACUAUUACUCCUACUACUCCUACUACUCCUACUACUAUCUCCAACUUCGACUAUUAAUACUAUUUCCUCCCUUCCUCGGACUUUGGCCCCCUCCACCACCUCCUCUUCCUGCUUCUUACUUCCUUUUCCGAUCUGCCACCUGAUCGGCCACCAAGUCCGGCCGCUAAAACAAAGUACACUGCGCCCACGCCUGCCAGGAAACCGCUCAUAACCGCCUUCUUCCUUCUUGGGUGCCUGGUGGACUAGUAUUUUGGUAUUUAUUACUAUACUAGGAUCACUCUCCCCCAUUCGGACUAUACUAGUUGGGUUCUAUACUAGUGUCCAUCCUGUGGUUUCCCCUCCCCGCCCCGGUUAUAUUCCCACCCAACCCUCUUUUUCCUUUCCUCCGUCAGCCUUUCCACCACCAGCGCCUGGCCCUACCGGUGCCUUUACCUGUUCUGGCCCAUGUUCAAUGUUGUCCAUGCAGAACUCCCUGUACUUUGCGCGCCCAGAGUUCACCGGGUCCGGUCUACAUGACGAGACCUGCUCCGGAAACCCUUCGGAUCGUCCCAUCCCCACUCUAGCCGACAUUACCAACGCUCACUCAACCUCCCACUCCCACUCCCUACGAGCCAGCACCUCCAGCACCAGCACCGGCGCCAGCCCUGAUGAUACCUCGACGGACUCCCCCGACUGGCCCGGCGACUCGGCCGAUCGGUCGCUGGCUGAUUUAGAUGCGCAUUCCACGAAUUACCACCUGUCGCAUCGACCGGACUCCUCCUCCUCGGCCUUUCUCGAUGCGCCACCACGCUUUGACAUGGACAACCUACCCAAGGUGGAGGAGUUGGACGACGAUAUCCAAAGCAUUAAACCAUCCGAAGUGGGGACAGAGGGGCCAAACGACUCGGCUGCGCCCGUCGCGGUUCCACGGAAACGUGGUCGUCCACGCAAACACCCGCUUCCUGCACCGGGCGGCCAGGUAAAAGUCACAAAGGGUCGCUCCAAGACCGGCUGUAUAACCUGCCGCCGCAGGAAGAAGAAGUGCGAUGAAACCAAGCCAGCGUGUCUCAACUGUCAAAAGAAUGCGGUUGUCUGCGAGGGAUAUCCCCCAAAGGAGAUUUGGAAGAGUGGUCGUCAAAAAAUGGCCGAUGCGGUCCGCACCCAGUCCCUUACAUCCGUUCCUCGUAACCUCCCCCUCCUCAUUGAUGGCAUCGAAACCGAGAUCGAUCGUCGUUUCCUCGAUCACUUCGUCUACGGAUUCAGCCGGGUUCUGACCCUCAUCAACGAUGACUCGAAUCCCUUCAAGGAGAUCCUUCUGCCGAUGGCCACGCAACAUCGAGGGCUGAUGCAUUCGCUCAUGUGCUUGUCUGGGUCACAUUUGUCUGGUUUGGAUCCCGAGCCCAAACUGAAAGAGCGCAAAUACUUCCACUUCCAUCGUGCGAUUCAAGAUCUUAAGGACAACAUUACCGCGACGUCAUCUCAGACUGCAAGCGCCAGCACGGGCACGGGCACGGAUCAGGAUCAGGAUCAACAAUUACUUGUCGAGGACCCGAUCAUCGCAUCGACGAUCGCUCUCAGCCUCAACACGAUCUGCGAAGGCGAGACCAACGGCGAGUAUCGCCCUCACAUGGAUGCCGCGCGGUACUUGUUACUCUCGCAGCAGCCCCGAAAUGAGAAGUUCCGCCAAUUCAUCGUCGAAUUUUUCCAGUAUCACGACAUCUCGAAUGCCCUCACAUCUCUGGACCGUCGCCCCUCGCUUAUGCAGGGUGGCCUGCGCCUACCCGACUUUGUGCCUGGGGCCCAGGCUGGCAAUUUCCUUGGUGUGUUUGAUGGUCUCUUCAACUACAUCUCUGAAAUCACCCAGUUGCGAGACAGGAUUCGCCAGAGGUUUAACGAGGGUUACGAGCCUGCUGUCGAUUAUCAAACCCUCAGUGAAGCCGUCCAGAUCGACACGGCGAUUCGGUCAUGGAAGACAUCACAUGAGGAGGAAUCCCCGAACUGGUACUUGGCUCAACUAUAUCGGCAAUCAACAUGGGUCUACCUCUACCGGACGAUCCGGCCCUCGCGACCGAGCGAUAAGAUCUCCCAAGUGGUCGACGACGGUCUAGGCUACCUGGAUCAGCUACCCCAAGAUGCGGGUGCCUACAGUAUCGUCUUGAUGCCACUCUUCUUGCUGGGAUGCUCAGCCUUCAUACCGCAACAGCGCGAGCGGAUCCAACGUGGUUUCGAAACCCUCAAAUCCUAUUCCAACCUCCGCAACAUUGAACCUGCUUUCAAGGUUGUCUCGCGAGUAUGGGAGAUUAUGGACACCAAAAUUGAGGACAGUUGGGACUGGGAGAAGAUCAUCAGUGACAUGAACAUGGAUUUCUUGAUCACUUGAGAUCUUUCUUCAUAUUCCCUCGCCUCCAGCCUACAACCUAUUUUACCUCUAUGCCCUUGAUGUUGAUACCCCCUGCUCACGUUUUUCUUGGUUACGCUUUCUUUUCCUCUUGACCUGUUCACACUCAUCACAUUUGGGCUUACAAUCCCGUUGGACUAUGUGAAUAUUGGACUUUAAGCAUAACGGUUGUUUCUUCCAUGGAGGCUGUACUAAUGAUGUGUGGCGUUUUCUGCUCGGUUCUGUUUCUGUGAUAUCUUUUUGUUUCUGUUCUCUAUUAACCAUGCAUCUGCAUUUUUGGAAAGGCGGAGGGCAUAGGAGGCCCAGCUGUUCUGAGUUUUUUUUUGUUUCUUCUGUUCUGAUGGCUGGCGAAUUGCAACCCGUGCGGGGACCCCGCAGUAAGGGGGGAAUGUGGAGGAGUGCAUGAUACGAGCGAGCGAUGCACACAAGAGGGUAACGGUCAAGUCAAAUCUUGACCGCUUGAUCUGACCUUUCUUCUUCUCCGCCUUUUUGUGGAGAGAAACGUGUACGUUUUUCUGUACAUUUUCCUCCCCUGUCUGUACUGGGGUCAUACACAAAGUCAAAAAGCAAAAGCCGAAAAAAAGCACUAUGGUGUUCUAGUUCUUGGGGAGGUUGAAAAAUUUGAGGUAUUAAUCAUGAGAUAUAGCCCAUUCAGCUAUCAUCUCAUCCUUAACGACAGGGGCGUUUUGUUUCUCCCUUGAUGUGUUGAUUGAUGGGAUGUGGUAUUCUUGAAUAUGCCUUUUUUUUUCAUGGAUUGUGUGCGUUGUAUAUAUCCCUUAGCUUUCUGCUGUGUAUGUAUUUGCCUGCAAUUGGAAGCUGUGAAUCCUCUGUAUAUUAUGUCAAAUGCAAAAUUAUGACUCUUUUUCUGAUGCGGGGAUUCUGUUGUCGUUGAGUUUGAGUUUGAGUUUGAAGUCUACCUUUUGGGUUAGGAAGGAAAGUCUGCUUCAC